This is a messenger RNA of Dibothriocephalus latus, 570 nucleotides long. The record is from the annotation of a GenBank genome assembly. NCBI's taxonomy places the organism in Eukaryota, Metazoa, Platyhelminthes, Cestoda, Diphyllobothriidea, Diphyllobothriidae.
AUGCUAUUAUUCAUCAAGUCAUUCUUUCGUUUCAGCCUGUGGGACCUUACACCGGGUGUAAACUCUGAGGCGCGAAUGAUCUGGUCAGCUGCCCUUGACGACUGUCCCAUGGACGCUGCAACACUCACCCUUCCAGAUGGUGGAAACUCUGUUAAGGCGGUGGUUGCUCUUGGAAAAAACGUGGUUGUCUAUGACCUAGACUUCCGUGCGUCCUCUGCCGCGGCACCUGAACUUGUGGCCAAAUUCGAAUUACCCUGUCCUGUGUUUACCGCGCAUAUGCAUCACUCUGGCGACAUGAUUGUCUGCGGCGGUGAAGACAACCUGAUUUACCGGUUAGAUGUUAAUACCGGCGACAUUUUAGAGUCCUGUCGCGGUCACUUCGGUCCUGUGCAUUGUGUCCGAUUCUCACCCGACGGUCACCUCUUUGCCAGUGGCAGCGAGGACGGUACAGUGCGUCUGUGGCAGACUAAUGUUGGCGAAAACUAUGGCUUGUGGAAGCUGGUGGAACCCACCACAACUGAAUCAUCAGCUGUGCAGUCCUCCCCACCGGUUGUUCCGGCUUCUGUGUAA